This is a messenger RNA of Lytechinus variegatus (green sea urchin), 1333 nucleotides long. It is a transcript of the gene dtymk, whose product is annotated as thymidylate kinase-like. The coding region runs from base 54 to 683 and encodes 209 amino acids. Gene Ontology annotation, biological process: dTTP biosynthetic process; dUDP biosynthetic process; dTDP biosynthetic process. NCBI's taxonomy places the organism in Eukaryota, Metazoa, Echinodermata, Echinoidea, Temnopleuroida, Toxopneustidae. The record is from RefSeq and is a predicted model, not a curated record. Gene Ontology annotation, cellular component: cytoplasm; nucleus; cytosol. Gene Ontology annotation, molecular function: dTMP kinase activity; ATP binding. The transcript is spliced from 5 exons.
GAGUCAGAGACACAUCACUAUUUCUGAAUAAAAAAGACUAAAUCGUUCUAAAAAUGCGGCGUGGUGCUCUGGUAGUUUUCGAGGGUUGUGAUCGCUCAGGAAAAUCUACGCAAUGCAAGAAAUUGGUGGACUCAUUGCGAGAAAAUGGAUUGAAAGCUGAACUGAUGCGUUUUCCAGAGAGAUCUACAACCAUUGGAAAAGUGAUUGACAGUUAUUUGAAGAAGAGCAGUGAUGUUCAGGAUAAUGCAGUGCACCUAUUAUUCUCUGCAAACAGAUGGGAACUUGUACCAGAAAUGAAGAGGAAGCUUGGUGAAGGGGUGACGUUAGUGGUCGAUCGCUAUGCUUACUCAGGAGUAGCAUUCACAGCAGCAAAACAGGGUUUUACGUUAGAUUGGUGCAAGCAACCCGACGUUGGGAUCCCCCUCCCAGACCUUGUGUUGUACCUAGACAUCUCAAGCGAGGCAGCCGGGAGGAGAGGAGGGUUCGGCGAAGAGAGGUACGAGAAGUCCGACAUCCAGCUCAGGGUAGCCGAGAACUUCAAGCGCAUGCAGGAAGAUGACUGGAAGGUAAUAGAUGCUGAUCAAUCCAUGGAAGAUUUACACAGACAGAUUAAAGACCUAGUCCUGAAAGUCAUAGACCAGGAUCUACCUGAACUAGGAACAUUAUGGACCAAAAAAGACUGAUAUUUGAUGUCAUAUUUGAAAUGCAAUUUAAACUGUGAAAUUAUCAGCGUUUUCUAAAAGCGUCAUCAACCGCAACCUAAUCAGCAUUUAAUGUGCUCCAAUAUUACCAAUGCUUGGCAAUGCUAUCAUUUACAGUUCCAUUGGUAUUCAAAGAAUUUGUUCGUACUCUUUCACAUUCACACCUGGGUGGAGAGUGGCAGUGACGAUUUAAUGCCAUAUCAAAGGACAAAUUUUCCAAGGGGGAUUGCGAACUCGGAGUGUGAAACACAUAUUUUGGUUGUGUUGCUGCCAAGUCAAGACAUCUCUUCAUGCAAGCGUUGGUGACCCAAAGGCCGAAGGAUACAAUUGCAUUCCAAUCCUGAGAAUCCUUUCUGUCAAACAAUUAUUGUGAACAAUUGUAGUUUAGUCUUAUUACUCAAGAGUCCUGCAACAUGGAAGAUACUCUCAAUUGUACUUCCUCUUAAGUGAGACAUCGCAAGAAACUUCCAUUCAAUUGCAAAUCAAGUAUAAGUCCCAAAUCAAACGUAAUGGAGAGUUAAAUUGAAUGCCAAUCAACUACAAAUUUGUGUUACAUCAAAGGACUGGCACUUGAUUUCAAGACGGAUGCUUGAUUUACAAUUGAAUGUAAGUUUCUUUCACCACCCCUCAAG